UCGAUAUUAUGAUACUUAAUUGUGCUCUUAAUUGUUUGUUAAGUUUUAACAUAAAAUUCAUCAGAGGUUUGUCAUUUGGAUAGAUAGAUAUGCUUUUAUAAGGCAUAUUAUAUAAAUGUUAAACAUGGGCUUACAAUGUUAUGACGAAAUGUAGAUUGUACUUCCUAGAUUGUACUUCAUACAUCAGAUACAUAUAUUCUAAAUUACUUUUUAUGCCACGUUGAAGUUUUUUGUUUGUUUGUUUGUUUUUUUAAGGAACAUGUCCUUUAUCCCAUACUUCCUUCUACUUCUUUGGCCUUUACCAGCAGAAAGCAUUAUUUUAGUUACAUUACUGACACCUAAUGUUCCUUUUACACAGGGAAAUGUUUAACUUAGAUGGUUCAGAAACUAACUCAUUAAGACAGGACAUAACAAACAGUCAGAGGGCAGAAUCAGGGCGGAACAAUAAACCGUAAUGUAAGGUGUGGAUCAUACGGCUAUCUUAAAAUGACAGAGAUGAUUGUUAAAUUGUUAUAAAUUUUUUUUUGGAACUUCUCAAACUGAGGGUUUUGGGGAUAGCUUUUUUGGUGAAAAAUAUAGUAUGUCUUUUCUUCGCUGAGAUGUCAUUGUCCAGCAAAUAUGUUUGGUUUUUUUUUCCACAGUUGUGACCUGUCAGGCUCGUACAGCAUAACCAUGUGGCCAAAUCCAGGACCUCCCCUACCUAUCGGAGGAAUGAACCCUGCCUUCCCUCCUGGAUACAACCCAGCAUACCAUACGAGCACUGCAUAUCCUGCUUUUCCUGCCAACCCUGCAUACCCUCCAAACAUUCAUUUUCCGGGACAUUCUGCACAUUCUCCAGGACUUUAUCCUCAGCCUCCAAAUCCAGCAUACCCACCUCACCAAUACCCAGCUGCUAUGAACCCUGCAAUGUUACCAAAUGGACCUCCAGGUGUGAUGCCGUACGGAGCUCCCCAACCACAUCUGUACCCCCCUGGUCCACAUGGGUGUCCACGUAUCCCUCCUCCAGGUGUUUAUCCACACGGAUACCCACGUUCACCAAAAUGGGGUCACCACAAAGGGUAUUACCACGGAGGUGCAAACACUGUAUCUGGAGCAGUGGCUGGAGGGUUGACAACAAUGGUGAUGGGAGCUGUGACACACAAAGUCAACAAGAAGAUGAGGAAGAAGAUGAAGAAAGCACACAAAUGGCACAAGCAUGGCUACUAUUGCAAGUCCUCCAGCAGCAGCAGCAGCAGCAGCGACUCAGACUGAAGUGAACUGUCGAAGAAAAAGGAAUGCUUCUUAACAGUAUCAGUUCUAAUAUUUUCUUCGACAUAUGUAAAUACUUACUGGACCUACUGGACUAGAUCUACACUGGAAAGAUAAACCGAGAAAUGGAGUUGAACAUAUGUGCAUUCGUGUUCUUUUUCCUAUUUACACAUAAGAGUUUUUUUUAAUGUUGUGUAACUGGAAAUGUAUGAAACAAAAAUCCCCUAAAGCUCUACAAAGUACUUAUUAAAUAUAUUUAAAACAAUUUAAAAAUUGUAAA
Messenger RNA from Cynoglossus semilaevis (tongue sole), 1528 nucleotides. Its product is annotated as proline-rich protein 13-like. The record is from RefSeq and is a predicted model, not a curated record. The coding region runs from base 619 to 1251 and encodes 210 amino acids. NCBI's taxonomy places the organism in Eukaryota, Metazoa, Chordata, Actinopteri, Pleuronectiformes, Cynoglossidae. The transcript has 4 exons.